UAUCGAUUUUCGUACAGUAAAGCUGACAUAAUUUUUCACUGGCCUUCUUUAGAUUUUGAGAAAAUUUGUGAUUCAAAUUAAAGAAAAAUCAACAAAAAAGAAAUUUCAACUUUUAACAUUUGCUGUUGUUAGUUGAUAGGACACUUUUAAAAGUGUAUUGUUUAGAAAUAUUUCGAUAGGGUCUGCCAGAAAAAUCCAACAAAAUUUCACACUUACUUGAAAACCCGUUGCUGCUACUCCACAGCAAUCAAGUAGCCUCUGGAGGAGCAAUAUCACCAGCAGCGGUCUCAACAUCAUCAACGACAUUAUUAACGGCGUCCAACGUCGUUGGGGAGCGCAACGAUUUCUUUAACGUGGCUUCAACGGACGGCAUCAGGACGCAAAACAGCAAAGUUCACCCAAGUCCGGGGGCAGGAACAGCCCGUAGUGUGUGGGCCCUGCCCCUGACCUAUGACAGUUGCAACAUGGUUGCCGAGGAAGAUGGUGCACACACUGAUCAUGAAGUUGAUCCACGACGACCACAUACUCCACGUGUAGUAGAAGUUGUGGGGGGUGUGGAUGGGGCUGUAGGCGGUCCCAAUGGUCCGGGCAGCGGUGGCGGCAAUGCGGGCCGUGGUGAUGGUGCAGUUGAUGAAAAUCUUUUGAUUUUCGAAGGUGUCGAUGGUUCUGUGGCCCAUUUGGAUGAUAUAUUCGACAUUAUUAAGAAUGGCGAAGUUAGUGAUGUUGAAAAGUUGACGGAAAAAUUUGGCAUAGAAUGUCUGUCGGCACGAGAUCGCCAUGGCUAUACACCUGCCCAUUGGGUGGCCCUAAAUGGCAAUGUGGAAAUGAUGCGCUAUUUAAUAGAACGAUUGGCGCCCAUCGAUUUGCCAUGCUUGGGUACGCAGGGACCUCGUCCGAUACACUGGGCCUGUCGCAAAGGCCAUGCUGCUGUUGUACAAGUAAUGCUCCAGGCUGGCGUCAAUGUAAAUGCGGCCGAUUUUAAGGGUUUAACACCGUUACAUGUGGCCUGCAUGUAUGGACGAACAGCUACCGCUGCUUAUCUAUUGGGCAUGGGUGCCCUCAAUCAUUUGACAGAUAUUAAUGGUGAUACAGCCCUACAUUGGGCUGCCUACAAAGGUCAUGCCGAUCUUAUGCGUUUGCUAAUGUAUUCUGGUGUGGAAUUGCAAAAAACCGACAAUUUUGGUUCCACCCCUCUACAUUUGGCAUGUCUGUCGGGAAAUAUGUCUUGUGUACGUUUGCUUUGUGAAAAAUCCAAUAUGGAUUUGGAGCCAAGGGAUAAAAAUGGUAAAACACCCAUGAUGCUGGCCCAGGCCCACCAGCACCAGGAUAUUGUUCGUUUGCUUUACACGGAAGUAAAGAAAAAGUCCCGGUGGAUACCCUCAAUAUCGGAAAUUUGGGGCUGGCUAUUUGGAGGAGCUGGCGAUUCCAAGGGACCGCUUUUGUUAUUCUUGUUCUCGGUUCUAUUGUGGGGUUAUCCAAUGUACAUGAUAAGGGCCAUACCAAUUACAUGGAACAUUUUACGUCGUUCCCAUUAUUGUUUUAUCUACUGGAAUGCAGUGAUGUGGAUUAGUUGGAUUAUUGCAAAUCGUCGUGAUCCCGGUUAUAUACCAUUAAGUUCGGAUGCCUAUUAUAGGGCAAUCAAACAGAUACCCUAUUUCGAUAAGCUUAAGAAACGUAAUGUGAUUUUAACACGGCUCUGCCACAGCUGUCGCUGUCUGCGUCCGUUGAGGGCAAAACAUUGCAGGGUCUGCAAUCGCUGUGUUUCCUACUUCGAUCACCACUGUCCGUUCAUCUAUAAUUGCGUUGGUCUUCGCAAUCGUAUGUGGUUUUUCCUCUUUGUUCUCUCCGUGGCAGUGAACUGCUCUUUUACCAUUUACUUUGCCUGUUACUGUGUAAUGAUUGAAGGAUUUACCCUGCUGUAUGUCUUGGGUCUAAUAGAGGCUGUAGUUUUUUGCGGCCUAGGAUGGAUUUUAACUUGUACUUCGAUCCUACACGCUUGCAUGAAUCUGACAACCAAUGAAAUGUUCAACUAUAAACGUUAUCCCUAUCUGCGCGAUAAACGCGGACGUUACCAGAAUCCCUUCUCUCGCGGGCCCAUAUUAAAUCUAUUGGAGUUCUUUGUGUGCUUGCCCGACCGCAACGAUGAUAAUGACCUGCUCUUGGAGGAUAAUAUUUGAUUAAGAAGCUAGGAUCGCCAGCAGGCGCGCCGCCGUCGAUUACAACCGCCACCUGCACGAGGAUAAUAUUGGGUAACGCCCAAUCAGUCGUAUGCCGAAAGCAAACGGAGGGGGUAAUUAACUCGGAAGCUAAUAAUGUUUUGGAUUAGAAAAAACAGUGGAUUUAGCUUUGUUACUAUUUUAAAAAUCCACGCUUGAAUUUGAUCGAUAAAUUGCACAAAUUUACUACUUUACUUUUUUUAUAAAUAAGGGCUUAACAUGAAGACAACUAAACUGCACUACUGGGGAGAUUUUAGCAAUUAUCUGUAAGCAAUGCACAACUACAAUUUUAAAAUAUUUGAAAAAUAAA
This is a messenger RNA of Musca domestica (house fly), 2526 nucleotides long. RefSeq lists its product as uncharacterized. Gene Ontology annotation, biological process: protein palmitoylation. Lineage: Eukaryota; Metazoa; Arthropoda; Insecta; Diptera; Muscidae. The transcript is spliced from 4 exons. Gene Ontology annotation, molecular function: palmitoyltransferase activity; protein binding. The record is from RefSeq and is a predicted model, not a curated record. Gene Ontology annotation, cellular component: Golgi membrane. The coding region runs from base 465 to 2177 and encodes 570 amino acids.